This is a messenger RNA of Meira miltonrushii, 1657 nucleotides long. Its product is annotated as PALP-domain-containing protein. Gene Ontology annotation, molecular function: cysteine synthase activity. Lineage: Eukaryota; Fungi; Basidiomycota; Exobasidiomycetes; Exobasidiales; Brachybasidiaceae. Bases 89 to 1657 code for a protein of 522 amino acids. Gene Ontology annotation, cellular component: cytoplasm. The record is from RefSeq and is a predicted model, not a curated record. The transcript is spliced from 2 exons.
CGCACGGCCCUCAACUACUCAAGAUCAAAAUUCAACCCUUUCUUCCGUUAGCAUUCCUUCUCCUAUUCCUGUUCAUGAGCAUGUUAGCAUGACAAGCUCAUCUGGAUCGACAUCUUGGCUUCCAUGGCCAUCAUUACCGGAAAAGAUUGCAGGUCAUGGAAGGAGAACGUUCUUCUUUGUUGGAAUAAUAAGCGGAAUAACGUUAUCGUUAGGAAGUUUAGCAACUGCUUUAAUUUUAGCCGAUAUACGAGCACAUCGUAAACGUAAGAAGAGGUUUAGCAAAAUCAAUAAACGUUCAAAAGAUGAAAGAUCACAACAUAAUCAUCGUGCUGAUCUGAUCGAUAUUCGUGCUGGUUCUGUGGUAAAUGGAGUAUCAGGCUUGAUCGGAAAUACGCCUUUGAUGAGGAUAAACAGUUUAUCCGAAUUGACAGGAUGCGAAAUAUUAGGAAAAGCAGAAUGGCUUAAUCCAGGAGGAAGUCCGAAAGAUCGUGUUGCAAAACAAAUAUUAGAAGAUGCAGAAGAUGAAGGUUUAUUGCAUCCCAAUACUGGAAGUUGCAUAUUUGAAGGUACAGUCGGAUCUACUGGCAUUUCUCUUGCAACACUAGCAAAAGCGAAAGGGUAUAGAUGCUCUAUAGUCAUACCGGAUGACGUAGCAAGUGAAAAAAUGGACCUCUUACGUCUACUUGGAGCAGAGAUCGAUGCUGUCAGACCGCGUGGAAUCGUUGAUCCUCGACAUUUCGUAAACGAGGCAAGAAAGCGAGCGGAAGAAUUCGGAAAGGUUGAGCUGGUCGGACCACAUGCAUAUGAUGAAGGAUCAGAUGCGGGUAUAAUACCUGGCUGGGAUGGAGAAAAACGAGAUGAUCUUGUUGUGACGACGAAUGCAGAAAUAAGUGCAAAUACCGAUGAAAAGACGGUAGAUGAAAUGGAAUUGAAACCAAGAGGCUUCUUUGCCGACCAAUUCGAGAAUAUAUCCAACUUUUAUGCUCAUUACCAUGGCACUGGUCCAGAAAUAUGGCGACAAACGGGAGGGAUCAUCGAUGCUUUCGUGGCUGGAGCGGGGACUGGUGGAACUUUGGCUGGAGUUGCGGCUUAUUUGAAAGAAUCUGUAGCUAAAGCAAAUCAAUCGGGUAGCGAUGGAUCUGGAUCAGCAUUCUUUGGCGAUCAAAGGGAAAGGUCGAUCGAUAUCGUAUUGGCAGAUCCUCAGGGUUCCGGUUUAUUCAAUAGAGUCAAAUAUGGAGUCAUGUUCAAUCAAACAGAAGCAGAAGGGAAAAGGCGAAGACAUCAAGUUGAUACGGUAGUGGAAGGCAUUGGACUUAAUCGGCUAACAAAGAAUUUUGGCCUUGGAUUGGAUUAUUACGAUGAUGCUGUAAACGUGACAGAUGAAGAAGCAGUUAGCAUGUCGAGGCAUCUGGUUCUCAAUGAUGGUCUAUUCCUCGGUUCAUCUUCGGCUGUCAAUUGUGUGGCAUCAGUCAAAACCGCUUUGCGUAUCAAAAGAGAACGUGAAAAGAAUGGUCAACUAGACGAGGAAACGCCAAUUGUCGUUGUGACAAUCUUAUGUGAUCAUGGUUCGAGACAUUUGUCUAAAUUCUGGAAUGAUGAAGCGCUUACCAAGUUGGACAUCAAGAUUGAUAAUGAUAUAAGUACGAUCCUGGAAUAG